This is a messenger RNA of Rattus rattus (black rat), 738 nucleotides long. RefSeq names its product glial cell derived neurotrophic factor (gene Gdnf). Bases 1 to 723 code for a protein of 240 amino acids. Gene Ontology annotation, biological process: positive regulation of branching involved in ureteric bud morphogenesis; negative regulation of neuron apoptotic process; peripheral nervous system development. Gene Ontology annotation, molecular function: growth factor activity; glial cell-derived neurotrophic factor receptor binding; receptor tyrosine kinase binding. The transcript has 3 exons. The record is from RefSeq and is a predicted model, not a curated record. Lineage: Eukaryota; Metazoa; Chordata; Mammalia; Rodentia; Muridae.
AUGGGAUUCGGGCCACUUGGAGUUAAUGUCCAACUGGGGGUCUACGGAGACCGGAUCCGAGGUGCCGCCGCCGGACGGGACUCUAAGAUGAAGUUAUGGGAUGUCGUGGCUGUCUGCCUGGUGUUGCUCCACACCGCGUCUGCCUUCCCGCUGCCCGCCGGUAAGAGGCUUCUCGAAGCGCCCGCCGAAGACCACUCCCUCGGCCACCGCCGCGUGCCCUUCGCGCUGACCAGUGACUCCAAUAUGCCCGAAGAUUAUCCUGACCAGUUUGAUGACGUCAUGGAUUUUAUUCAAGCCACCAUCAAAAGACUGAAAAGGUCACCAGAUAAACAAGCGGCGGCACUUCCUCGAAGAGAGAGGAACCGGCAGGCUGCAGCUGCCAGCCCGGAGAAUUCCAGAGGGAAAGGUCGCAGAGGCCAGAGGGGCAAAAAUCGGGGGUGCGUCUUAACUGCAAUACACUUAAAUGUCACUGACCUGGGUUUGGGCUACGAAACCAAGGAGGAACUGAUCUUUCGAUAUUGUAGCGGGUCCUGUGAAGCGGCCGAGACAAUGUACGACAAAAUACUAAAAAAUCUGUCUCGAAGUAGAAGGCUAACGAGUGACAAGGUAGGCCAGGCAUGUUGCAGGCCGGUCGCCUUCGACGACGACCUGUCGUUUUUAGACGACAGCCUGGUUUACCAUAUCCUAAGAAAGCAUUCCGCUAAACGGUGUGGAUGUAUCUGACCCCGGCUCCAGAGA